AUGUCAGCUGGUGCUUCUACUUCUACUGCUGCUCAUUCAGAAGAAGAUACUACUCACCAGGAUUCUGCGGAGAAGGAAGAGAAGGCAGGCACUUCAGUCGCCGUUGAUGCUGCUGCCACAGCCACAACCACAACCAAAGACAAUGAUACGUCCGAUCUGGAGGCCAGUUUCAGCAAGGUGACCCUUGAAGAUAGAGAUCAAAACGAUGGAACUGAGAAAAAGGUGGCCAAAGAGAAGCACACGCCCAAAAAAGGCAAUCAUCAAGACUCGAAAAAGCCCGGCCCGGUCCUAGCGGAGCCGACCAUCGAGGCGGUGGCAGACUACAUCAAGAGUGGCAAAUGUCGGAAGGUCAUCUUCAUGGUGGGGGCGGGCAUCUCCACGUCGGCGGGCAUUCCCGACUUUCGAUCGCCAGACACGGGCCUUUUCAGUCAGCUGGAGAAGUACAAUCUGCCCUACCCGGAGGCCAUCUUUGACAUUGGCUUCUUCCAGAAAAACCCGAAGCCAUUCUUCCACCUGGCGCGUGAGCUCUUCCCAGGAAACUUUGAUCCGACGCCCUGCCACUACUUCAUGCGGCUACUGCACGACAAAGGCCAACUGCUGCGACUGUACACGCAGAACAUCGACUCGCUGGAGCGAAUAGCCGGCGUACCUGAUGAGAAGCUGCUCGAGGCGCACGGCACCUUCAACACUGCGCACUGCACCAACAAGCGCUGUCGGAAGGCCUACUCACUAGAGUGGAUGAAAAACCGCAAAGACAACGUUGCCCGCUGCGAUUCCUGUGGCUCGUACGUGAAGCCGGACAUCAUCUUCUACGGCGAGAUGCUCCCCGAUCGCUUCUACUCCCUGAUUGAGCACGACUUUCCCCAGUGUGACCUGCUGAUCGUCAUGGGCACCUCCCUCACCGUCCAGCCCUUUGCCAGCCUCGUGGACAUGGUCGGCGGCAGCGUCCCCCGCCUGCUGAUCAACCUCACCGAGCCGGAGGGCGGCGGCAAUCUGCUGUCCAAGUUUAUUCCCGGUCUGGCGGGAGGAAGUAGCUUCAACUUCAAAUCGAAGAGCAACGUGCGCAACGUCUUCCUCCGCUCUGACGCCGACUCAGGCUGUCGGAAGCUGGCGCAGCUGCUCGGCUGGGAGGACGACCUGCAGAAGCUGAUUGAGCGGAAGAGUACAAACAAAGGAGGCCAAUAG
This is a messenger RNA of Rhagoletis zephyria (snowberry fruit fly), 1185 nucleotides long. NCBI's taxonomy places the organism in Eukaryota, Metazoa, Arthropoda, Insecta, Diptera, Tephritidae. The record is from RefSeq and is a predicted model, not a curated record.